AUGCAGUCAGCGGGAGGAGAAAACCUUCUCGCUAAAACGUGUCAUAAGAAAAAAGAAGACGAAAAAGACUUAAUUAUUCUACCCAGCGAGAAUGUUAUAUCUUCAGUACACUCCCCAAGUCACAAAACCAACUCCUGCAGUGAUCAAGAAGAGAUAACCAUUAUACAAACUCAACAAACUAUACAAACGGUGGUGAAACCUCACCAGUGUCCAGAGUGUGGGAAAAGAUUCAGCCAAGUUGGAAAUAUGAGGAGGCACAUGGUUGUGCAUUCAGAUGAUAAACCACAUGAAUGUCCAGAUUGUGGAAAAAGACUCAGUCAUCUUGGCUCUAUGAAGAGGCAUAUGUCGAUGCAUACAGCUGAUAAACCACACGAGUGUCCAGAUUGUGGGAAAAGAUUCAGUGAACUUGCCUCUUUGAAGACACACAAGAUGGUGCAUAUGGAGGAUUUGCAUCACAAGUGUCCAGAGUGUGAGAAACGAUUCAGUCAACUUGGAAAUUUGAAGAGGCACAUGCUUGUGGUGCAUGUAGAUGUUAAACCACACGAAUGUUCAGAUUGUGGGAAAAGAUUCAGUCAACUUGCCUCUAUGGAGUCUCAUAAGAUUGUGCAUAGGGGGAUUAAACCUCACAAAUGUCCAGAGUGUGGGAAAAGAUUCGGUCAUCUUGGAUCUAUGAAAAGGCACUUAUCAAUGCAUAAGGAUGAUAAACCACAUGGGUGUUCCGAUUGUGGGAAACAAUUCAGUCAACCUGGAUCUAUAAAGACUCACAAGAUGGUUCAUACGGGAAAUAAGCCUCAUGUGUGUCUAGAGUGUGGGAAAGGAUUCAGUCAACUUGGAAAUAUGAAGAGGCAUAUGCUUGUGGUACAUUCAGGUGAUAAACCACACAAGUGUUCGGAUUGUGGGAAAAGAUUCAAUCAACUUGAAUCUAUGGAGACUCACAAGAUGGUGCAUACUGGGUAUAAACUUCAUGAGUGUCCAGAGUGUGGUAAAAGAUUCAAUCAUCUUGGAUCUAUGAAGAGGCAUAUGUUGGUGCAUUCGGGUGAUAAACCACACGAGUGUCCUGAGUGUGGUAAAGGAUUCAACAACCUUGGCAAUUUGAAAAGGCACAUUGUGGUGCAUAUGGAUGAUAAGCCACAUGAGUGCCCAGAGUGUGGGAAAAGAUUUAGUCAACUUGGGCAUAUGAAGAGGCACAUGGUGGUACAUACAGAUGAGAAACCACACGAGUGUCCUGAUUGUGGUAAAAGAUUUAGUGAACUUGGGUCAAUGAAGAUUCACAAGCGUGUGCAUACAAAGGAUAAGCCUCACAAGUGUCCAGAAUGUGGGAAAGGAUUCAGUCAGCAAGGCAAUAUGAAGAGGCAUAUCUUGGUGGUGCAUUCAGGAGAUAAAACAAAUGUUCAAAGUGUGGGACAAGAUUCAGUUAACUUGGAUCUAUAG
Procambarus clarkii (red swamp crayfish) is the source of this 1431-nucleotide messenger RNA. RefSeq names its product zinc finger protein 99-like. NCBI's taxonomy places the organism in Eukaryota, Metazoa, Arthropoda, Malacostraca, Decapoda, Cambaridae. The record is from RefSeq and is a predicted model, not a curated record. Gene Ontology annotation, molecular function: DNA-binding transcription factor activity, RNA polymerase II-specific. Gene Ontology annotation, cellular component: nucleus. Gene Ontology annotation, biological process: regulation of transcription by RNA polymerase II.